AUGAACCGCUCAAUCUUCCACACAGCAUCGCGUCACCUUCGAUCGGCAAAUCGCCUAUAUAGGGCACCGGCGGUCUCCCGGAAUACUUCGGUGCGAGCAUAUUCGACAGUGUUUAACUGGGAGGAUCCCCUCGCCGCGUCGGAACUGUAUACGGAAGAGGAAUUGGCGAUUCAGGACACAGCCCGACAAUACUGCCAAGAGCGAUUGCUUCCUCGUGUUCUCGAUGCCUAUAGAAAUGAAGACUAUGACCGUAAGAUCCUGGAGGAAAUGGGUGAGCUAGGCCUGCUGGGCGCGAGCAUUGAAGGAUAUGGAUGCGCCGGUGCGAGUACGGUUGCCUCGGGGUUGAUCACGAAAGAAGUCGAACGGGUGGACUCGGGAUAUCGAUCGGGAAUGUCUGUGCAGAGCUCGCUGGCGAUGACGGGUAUCUACGAGUUCGGCACUCAGGAGCAAAAGGAUCGAUUCCUACCGCAACUGGCCAAGGGAAAACUGGCGGGCUGCUUUGGUCUUACAGAACCCAACCACGGCUCCGACCCGGGGUCGAUGGAGACGAUUGCGCGCGAACACCCGACCAAGAAGGGAUACUACUUGUUGUCCGGAGCUAAGACAUGGAUCACCAACUCCCCCAUCGCGGAUAUCAUGUUGGUUUGGGCCAAGUUGCAGACGACCGGCAAGAUCAAGGGGUUCAUCGUCGAGCGUAGCCAGUGCCCACCCGGCACGCUGCAAACGCCGGCGAUCAAGAACAAGACCGCUCUGCGCGCAUCGAUCACGGGCAUGAUCCAGAUGGACGACUGCCCUGUGCCCGCGGAGAACAUGUUUCCGGACGUCGAAGGCCUCAAGGGCCCUUUCACCUGCCUGAACAGUGCCCGAUUGGGCAUUGCGUUCGGUACCAUGGGCGCUCUGGAGGACUGCAUCGACCGUGCCCGCACUUACGCACUGGAGCGGAAGCAGUUCAAGGGCAAUCCGCUGGCGAAGUACCAGCUCAUCCAAAAGAAAUUAGCCGAUGCAGCCACUGAUGCGGCAUAUGGAACGUUGGCUGCCACUCAGGUCGCCCGGCUCAAGGACGCGGGUAAGAGCACUCCCGAGAUGAUCUCCAUGGUCAAGAGGCAGAACUGUGAUCGAGCUCUAGCGAAUGCACGGCUGCUCCAGGAGAUUUUCGGUGGUAAUGCAACCAGCGACGAAUACCAUAUUGGACGACACGUAGCCAAUCUAUUUGUGGUGCAGACCUACGAAGGACAGAGUGACAUUCACGCAUUGAUCCUGGGACGGGCCAUCACAGGAGUCCAGGCGUUUGUCUAA
Aspergillus thermomutatus is the source of this 1296-nucleotide messenger RNA. RefSeq names its product acyl-CoA dehydrogenase. Gene Ontology annotation, biological process: fatty-acyl-CoA biosynthetic process; fatty acid beta-oxidation using acyl-CoA dehydrogenase. Gene Ontology annotation, cellular component: mitochondrial inner membrane. The transcript is spliced from 4 exons. The record is from RefSeq and is a predicted model, not a curated record. Bases 1 to 1296 code for a protein of 431 amino acids. NCBI's taxonomy places the organism in Eukaryota, Fungi, Ascomycota, Eurotiomycetes, Eurotiales, Aspergillaceae. Gene Ontology annotation, molecular function: fatty-acyl-CoA binding; flavin adenine dinucleotide binding; glutaryl-CoA dehydrogenase activity.